Messenger RNA from Sus scrofa (pig), 6661 nucleotides. It is a transcript of the gene HTD2, whose product is annotated as hydroxyacyl-thioester dehydratase type 2. Gene Ontology annotation, molecular function: ribonuclease P RNA binding. Lineage: Eukaryota; Metazoa; Chordata; Mammalia; Artiodactyla; Suidae. Gene Ontology annotation, cellular component: nucleolus; multimeric ribonuclease P complex. Gene Ontology annotation, biological process: tRNA 5'-leader removal. The record is from RefSeq and is a predicted model, not a curated record.
GCCCGAGCCGUCACGCAUCCGGGGUCGGGGCAGACAGAAGCCAAACGUAAAGACCCCGGAGUUUUCUAGUUCGUGCUUAGGCUCCAGCCUUUGCCGAGAGGUUCCAAGCCUUGAGGGAUUCUUGCAGUGAAUAGGAGUCAGGCUAAUCUCUCGGAGAGCAGGUAGACGGAAGUACGUAGUAGCGUGGCUGUUUUCCGGCAGUGGACUUAGUUGGCCGCGCUAGUGACGCGUGGAUGCGCGCGCCAGGAAGGCACGCGCAAGGCGGGAGCGACGGCAGGCAGCGCGGAGACGCCUGAGCCCUCUUGACUCUUAAUGUUGGUGUGAUCAGCACUGGAAAAGAUGCCAGCCCCAGCUGCCACAUAUGAAAGAAUAGUUUACAAAAAUCCCUCUGAGCACCACUACAUGAAAGUCCGGCUAGAAUUUCAAGAUCGUGGGGUUGGACUGAAUGCUGCACAGUUCAAACAGCUGCUUAUUUCAGCUCUGAAGGACCUGUUUGGGGAGGUUGAUGCUGCCUUACCCUUGGACAUUCUGACCUACGAAGAGAAGAGCUUGUCAGCCAUCUUGAGAAUAUGUAGCAGUGGUCUUGUCAAAUUGUGGAGCUCUUUGACUCUGUUGGGAUCCUAUAAAGGCAAGAAAUGUGCUUUCAGAGUGAUUCAGGUUUCUCCAUUUCUCCUGGCAUUAUCUGGUAAUAGUAGGGAACUAGUAUUGGAUUGAAUAGUCUUCAAUUUCAGAACUCUUCCUCGCUUUCAAAAGAGAUUUUUGUUGCCAGCAUAAUAUUUGAAGACUGAAGCAGCCUAAAAGCUCCUGGUUGUUGGAAUCUGAGGGUGCUGAAGAUGCUCCCAGUCAUUUCCAGCCAUUGCCUUUGGUGGGGUAGGCUUCAGAGAGGAAUCUGCCUGAAUUGGUUGGCACUGAACAGGAUGCACUCACAGCACAUGCACAUCAGAGUGGGAGACCGGGCUGAACUCAGCAGGGCCUUCACACAGAGGGACGUGGCUGCCUUCUCAGAAUUAACAGGGGAUGUCAAUCCUUUGCAUUUAGAUGAAGAUUUUGCAAAACACACCAGAUUUGGAAAGACAAUUGUACAUGGAGUUUUGAUCAAUGGACUUAUUUCAGCUCUUUUGGGUACUAAAAUGCCAGGGCCAGGCUGUAUAUUUCUUUCCCAGGAAAUUAACUUUCCAGCCCCUUUAUAUGUUGGGGAAGUUGUUUUAGCUUCUGCAGAAGUGAAAAAACUUAAGCGGUUCAUUGCUGUUAUUGCAGUGUCAUGUUUUGUACUCGAAAGUAAAAAAACCGUUAUGGAAGGCUGGGUUAAAGUUAUGGUCCCAGAAGCUCCUAAAUCCUGAAAUAAUAUUUUUAAAGAAGCAGGGUUAGGCAUCAGUGUUACUAUUAUUGAAGAGCCUCUGAAGAAAACAGAAAUUGCAAAUCUUCAUCACAGAAGGGUUGAUAGAUCCAGAACCCUUAUUGGGGGAGGGGAGCAGGUGUCACACAGACUUAGGUUUUUUUUUUUUUUUUUUUUUUUUUUCUUUUUUUGGUGUGUUUGCCAUUUCUGGGGCCGCUUCUGCGGCAUAUGGAGGUUCCCAGGCUGGGGGUCGAACUGGAGCUGUAGUCGCUGGCCUACACCAGAGCCACAGCAACUUGGGAUCCGAGCCGCAUCUGCAACUUACACCACACCUCACGGCAACGCCAGAUCCUUACCCCAGGGAGCAAGGCCAGGGAUUGAACCCGAAACCUCAUGGUUCUUAGUCGGAUUCCUUAACCAGCGAGCCAUGACAGGAACUCCCAGACUUAGGUAUAUUUAUCUAUCUAUCUAAGUUUUUUAAAUUGGAAAAAAUGUUGGGAAGAUUAUCAUUUAACUCAAAGUUAACUCACUGUUCUACUUUUAGGAUUUCAAACCUAGUUAGAUUUGUAUUUGGAUGACACAUACAUACCAAUAUCUGUGUAGAAUAAGUUUCUCAUGUAAUUUAAAAUUAGCUAGCAUUUAAUUAUUGAAGGCAAUGAUAGAAGAUGGGUCAACUUUGAACACCUUUUACCAAUAAAUAUUCUUAGAUCCUGUUCUUCAGCAGUUUCUGGGUUAGAGAGGGUUAGGGUUUUGUUACAUUUUACAGUAAGAUGGCAUCUUGUUCAACCUUCAAUGUCAACUUGCCCUUCAGGUAGUUUUCAUGUUAUUGGAAGGCUUACGUGCAUCUUUGGAUUCUGUUAGGUAAACUCUUGGUCUCAUUUAUAAAACAGGGAUAACAAAACCCACCACACAAGAUUGUUAGAGAUGACGUAUAAGUAGUUAAGCACAAGGCUGAGCCCAUUCUCUUGUAAAAAUAAGGUUAGAGAUUUUUCCUGAGUUUGAAGCUAAACUGGCCAAAAUUUAGGUAACAGAACAGUCUUUCAGGAUGUCAGCCAAUCUCUGUUGGUUUUCGAAACUUGGAAUAGAUCUUGAAUGCAAAAUUUCUAUUUUACUAAUCUCUGUUUUCUCUCCUUGAAAAUAUUGUAGGGGCCCCCAUUAUAUAAAUAAUAUAUGCUUGUUAUUAAAAACUAUUUAAAAAUUUUCGGGGAUACUGUGGAGGUUAAGUUCCUAAGAGUUGAGGGGUGCUAAAGGGUAUGUGUGCCUAAUGUUACAAAUUGGUCACCCUGACAUAGUCAACACUUUUAAGAAAAGAGUCUAUAAUAGAACAUACACAUGGUCCACCUGUGCUCCAUGGCCUUAGAUGGUGGCUCAGACCAGAGCUAGAUACUUUUGUUCAAGAAGGUAAGAUCAACUUUGGUUGCAUCAACUCAUAUUUCCUGGAGAAAUGUUUUUCCUCCUGCUAGUAGAUCAGUAGCUAGAUUUUUAAUUUAUUUUUUAAUGUCAAGGUGAUCAGAUUACUAGAAAGAAUGAUUCUACUCACUAGAGGGCAGUGAUACAUAUAAAUAGAGUAAUUUAAACUGUUUAAUCCAAACUCUCUUUUGUGACAGUAAGAUGAAAAUGCCCAAAUCAGCAUGAGAAGCAAGGAUGCCAUUAUCAGGAGUUUUAGAAUGGAUGGAUAUACAGAUUCCAGCCCACCUGAAGAAGGUGUGUAUUUAUAGGUGAAAUGCUACACAUGCCAAAAAUUUGGUAAGACAUUGAAAAACAGAUGAGGGAUUUGAGGCACAGAAUAUGGACUGGAAGCCAAGACAGUGUAUUCCUACAGACCUUACCCUCUGGGUGUUGACAGCAGUGCUGAAAUUUGUAGUGAUGCGAUUGUUGAUAACCUACCAUUUUUUCAAUGAUGAACCAAUUUUCUGCAUUAACUCUGAUCUUUGAAACAGUUUUAUGAAGUUAGCGUUCCAUUUUAUAGGCAAGGAAAUAGACUAAUGCUGUAUGGCUUGCCCAAGCUUACAGCUAGUAUGCAGUAGGUCUAGGAUUCAGUUGGGCCUGCCCAGCUCCAGAGCAUUUCUUUUUUCGUCUUUUUUCCAUCACCCUGUGGCUCUUAAAAUAUCCCCAUUAUUGGAGCACUGUCAGUUUCUAUAAUUGUAUCUUGUUAUGUGGCAUGAAAGUAUCUGGAGCCAUCAUUCUAUGUAAUUCUUUUUAUAUUCAGAGUGUUCUAGGUCUUAUUCCCUGCUAUAUCUACAGUGUUUUCUUCUUUGCUAUAACUUGAUGACUUCCACCCAUACCUAUCACCUAUACUUUUUUUUACAUUCAGUGAUUGUCUUCAGAGCAGAAUUACUGAAAGGAUUAUCCUAAAGAUAAAAAAUUAUGUGCCAGCCUAGUAUGGUGGGGAGGGGUGUGUGUGAGAUGUGGCCAGAUAGCUGAUGGAUACUGUGUAACUUAAAAGUAGCUUCUCCUGUGUUUUCAUUUUUUUUAAAGUGCUCCCUAGGUGUCAUGGUCUUCUUUGAUCUUUGUAAAUCAGUAAAAAUUUGUAAUAGAGAAGUGGGGAAGAAGUUAGGGUUACUUCUUGUAAAUAAUGACUUGUACUCAUGGCCAAGAUUCUCAAACCACUUGUGUUUUGUUAAAGCUGGCUAUGACAAAAACGAGCUGGUUGGCUUUUCCAUUUUGAACUCUAUAUAAGCUGCCAGGAAAAAAUAACUUCUCAUCAAAGUAUGGGUGGCCGUCAAAUUAGGAAAUCCUCUCCCAGGUAAUUGAGACAGUACUGGGUCACAAGUGGAAGUGAUUACAAAAGUACUGACUAAAAUAGCAGGCCAAAUUGUACAAGCACUUUCCACAUAGGGGCAUUAUAAGACAGCAAUUUAUACAGUGUUUGAUUGUCAAGACAUAUAUACCCAUCUUAAGUAGUUUCAGCCUAAUGUACUGGAAAAUUGCUUAACAGAUUUUUAUAUUCUAUUAGAAACAUUUCCAUAUUGCUGAAAUGCCACUCAUUUCUUUUUCUGAGCAGCAAAUAAAGUAGCAACAGGGAAGAAUCCUUACCACAGCCACCUUUCAUCUUGUGUAUUCAUCUAGAAAAAGAAGAAACUGCUGAAUGCACAUUGAUACCGCUUAAGUAACCACAAGUUUUCAUUUUGUACUGAAUUAUUAGUCAUUUUUCCUUUAAGUUCCUAGAGUAUGAUUGAGACCAAUUUACUCCCAAAGAAAAUUGCUAUUAAAUUAUAUCUUAAGUUUUUAUAUUAAAACAUACUCUACCAAAGGUUGACAGUCACUUUGUGCAACUGUGCCACUCCGAGUGCCUCAUGUGCUGGCAUCAUUUAUUAACUGACUGUAUCUGAACAGAAUAUGAGAGCUGUGGAAUUGCUCUUGGGCUGCACUUUAGUAUCUGCAGGGUCCCAGAUGUUUUACUUCCUUUGUUCUUGGCUUUUCUUCAUUAGGCUUACAAUAACAGCAGAGACUAGAAUUCUCAACAUCUUUAAAAAAAUUAUGGAUUUGAGCAAAAUCAUAAGAAUGCUGAAGACAAAUGGAGACACUACAUAAAUACUACAGGAUUAAUAGGAGGCUCUGCAGUCAAUUUCUAGGCCAUAAUCAGUUUCUAGGGUGGCUCUUAGCUGGACUACAGUUCAUGUGACCUUAUAAACCCUGAGCAAAAUUCCUCUGUGAUGUGAUGGAAAAUAACAUGUAAAGGAAGCAAGAGUUGAAUUUUUUUUUUUAAAUCCACAUCAUGAAUAUUUAAAGAAAAUCAUUUUGAGAUGGGAGGUGAUGCUGCUUAGGAAGUACUCAGUUUUUCCACACGCUUCUAUGACCUGAUUUAUAGAGCAGUUGUCGGGUCUAGAGGCAUUCUCAUUAAAACUAAUUAUCGGGAGUUCCCCUCAUGGUUCAGCGGAAACGAAUCUGACUAGCAUCCAUGAGGAUGCAGGUUCGAUCCCUGGUUUGCUCAGUGGGUUAAGGAGCCAGCAUUGCCAUGAGUUGUGUAGGUCGCUGACACGGCCUGGAUCCUGUGUUGCUGUGGCUGUGGUGUAGGCCAGCACCUACAUCUCCGGUUUGACCCCUAGCUUGGGAACCUCCAUAUGUCACUGGUGCGGCCCUUAAAAAAAAACAAAAACGAAACCCCUCAUUAUCUUCAGUCAAUCUGGUCAAACAUCAGGCUAUUAGGUAAAUAAUCUAUGGACCAUCUAAAUAUUUGGCAACAUAAAAGAAUAUAAUUUUUUUUUUUCCCUGCCAGCCUUGAGUAGUUGUGUAUGUGACAGUAAAUGAGCUUCUGUAUCCUCAUUCGCUUGACCCAGCAUGAGGCUAGAAGCAUAGCUCAGGGCUGGGGAGAGUUUCCUUGUGUAUUCAGGCCACUUCAAAGGCCAGAUGUUGCAGGGGUUGGGGCCUGGUCUUCAGAGGAUUUAGGGAUGGAGUUAAUGUCCAGGAUCCUCAAGGCCCUGAUUAAGUAGAUCAAAUUUUAAGGUAUUUAUACUGAGAGAUUUAGUUCAGGUAAGAAUUUCCGGAGAAUAGGAAAGGGUAGAUUCAAAAUUAAUCUCUGGCUUCAUUCCAUCAAAUAGCUGAUUUCUCACUUUCAGUUUCAUUUCUGUAGUAAGGAAAACUAGACAAGGUUGUCUACUUGAUGACCUUUGCAACUUAGUUGGGUAAUAUUUUUUUUUUCCUAAUCAUACAAAUAAAAUAGACAUUUUGAAAAGUGUAGAAAUACAAAAAAAUAGCAUCAUGAUUCCACUUCCUAGAGACUCUCAGUUAAUAUUUUGGGGGGCUUCCUUCUGGUGUUUUUCCUAUAAAUAUAUUUUUAAAACUUGGGAUUAUAAAAUGCAUGUGUUGCUUUUUUCUAUUUACUAUUCUAUCAACAUUUCCCAACAUUAUCCUUUGAUAAUCUUAUUUUUUACCCCCUUCCUGAUAAUGCGAUUUUUUUUUAUCAUUGCAAAAUAUUCUAUUUAUGACUGUACCAUGAUUUGUCCAGUCCCCUGUUGUUAGGUAUUUAUGCUUGAGUGCUAUGUAUUUGCACCGAUUUUUGAUUAUUUCCUUAGGAUACUCUUCUAGAGGUGAGACUACUGCGUGAGAACAUUUUCAAAAUCCUUGAUACGUGUUGUCAAAUCUCAGGUCCUAGCACUGGGCCUAUUUCAUGGUUAAGUACGCAGUGAAUAAUUGUUGAACACAUAAAUGCCUUUUGGAAAGGUUGGACCAAGUUAUGCUCCUACCAGCAGAAUGCAGGAAGAGUCUUGUCUUGGUUAGCCCACAUAAUAGGAGUAAUGAUUAAAGUAGAAUUUUGGUUUCUGUGAUUCUGAUAAUGAGGUAACUCAUUUGCCUUAAAUGGUAAUAAAAAGUUGAUUUCUCCCU